Platichthys flesus (European flounder) is the source of this 1828-nucleotide messenger RNA. RefSeq names its product polycystic kidney disease 1-like 3 (gene pkd1l3). Gene Ontology annotation, biological process: detection of mechanical stimulus. Bases 1 to 936 code for a protein of 311 amino acids. The transcript is spliced from 7 exons. The record is from RefSeq and is a predicted model, not a curated record. NCBI's taxonomy places the organism in Eukaryota, Metazoa, Chordata, Actinopteri, Pleuronectiformes, Pleuronectidae. Gene Ontology annotation, molecular function: calcium channel activity. Gene Ontology annotation, cellular component: membrane.
AUGGCCAUUAACAUCGCCUUCUGGAACAUUCCUAUAAAUGAGGACUCGCCAGUGAUUCUUUCAUUAGGGUCGUUGCACAUCACCUGGCAGGAGCUGAUGGUGGGCGUUCAGAGUGGUCUCCUCAUGUUCCCAAUCAAUAUCCUCAUCAUCACCAUCUUCCGCAGCAUCCGACCCCGCAUCAUUUCAACUCCUCAGAAAGACGACUGUGAGGAGAGCCUGAGACGCAGUGCGGUUACCAUACCGACUAUUCUCAAGGACACAGAGGAGUUGAUUUCUCUGGUGAGCAAAAGUCCGAGGAACAAGAUAUCAGAGACUUCCAGGCUGGAGACCACAGCUGACCUCUUAUCCAGCUUGGACAGGGUCCAUGAGUUCAUCCAACUCAUGCAAGGGGAGAGUGAGAGUGACCCUCACUGGGUUUACUGCAGCAAGUUCCUCCUCGCUGGUCUCUGUCAUCUCCUGAUGGACCUGGAAAAGCUGGAUGGCAAAAACUUCCCGAGUCCAGAGGAGUACCAGCAGGCACUUAACGUCACCAACGUGCUGGUUCGCAAGGCGGAGAUGGUCUUCAGCAGCCACUUGGCCUACUGCCCACCUCCUGUGAAAAAGAAGCAGAGGAGGACGGGGGGCUGCUGGCUGCCCUGGUGGUGUGUGUUCCUGGGCUGGUUCCUGCUGCUGUCCAUCAGCGCAGUGUCCACCUACUUCACCCUCUUGUACGGUUUUCAGUACGGCAAAGAUAAGUCCGUCAAGUGGGUCAUGUCUCUGGGCCUGUCCCUCUUCCAGAGCAUCUUCAUACUGCAGCCGCUCAAGGUGAUCGGCAUCGCUGUGUUCUUUGCCCUGCUGCUCAAACCUGUAUCUGUGGAGGAGACUGAGGAAGUAGAGCAAGUGCUGUUAGAGCAACAAGACAGGGGCAGGCGCUACUCCGGCAGACACACGCUGUGAGGAUGCUGCAUCCUGCCGGGGGGGGGGGACGUCUCCUCCGAUUGGGAACAGCUUCAACACAUGGCCGCCCUCGCUUCUUAAACACUCUUUUGCACUUAAUUGAAGUUUUACUUUCUAAGCAUGAAAUUGCAUAACACAUUCCGGUGUCUCGCAUGUGUGCAGAAUCUCCAAUGCUCCGGUAUGUUUUCUGAAUCGGUGAGUCAGGGUAAAUGUUCAGUCUUGCGUGUCAAAGUGUUGCUUCUUUCAAGUCAUCUGCUCUCCAUGCUGAUGUACGUGUACACAAAGAAUAUCUCUGUUUGCCUUACUUUCAGGGCUUUGGUUUUCAUGUGGAUACACUUUUAAUUUCAUGUUAACAUACACAACUGUUCGAUUCAAAGAGGUGUAUAUGUCGACACCUGUAAAACCAGUUAUAACCAUAACCUGCAAAUAAAAAUGAAGAUGACACCCCCUCCCCCAAAAGUGAUGCCAAAGCCUCUUGACCCCCACCUGGUGGCUGGGGGUCAUUUAAAAAAAAUAAACCCUUAUAUUUGUUGUUGUUACAGUUAAUUAGCUAAUAUGGAUAUGUAUCUAUGUAUGAGAUUCAGUAGAUCCUUUUUGUGUUUAUCAAAUAUACACACAUAUGUACACACAGACAUGCACAUUGUCCCAUCUUAAACUGCUUCUGCUUUUACUUUCUCAGAUAUUUCUGAUUUAUUUAUUUUUGGUCAUUUUUGAUUCUGUAUGUACUGAAUGUGGAAGCUUGAAUAAAUGGAUAUGAGCUGCAGACACCGUAGCUGAUACAUCUUUACACAGAACUGAUGGUGAUAGUUGGAAUAGGGUUUUUGGUGUAAUCUGGACGUAUGAGUUUGUAGAGGCAGAUUUACUGUCGCCGAGGAUGUUAUGUUUUUUUCUG